AUGCAGCAGCCUGUCAUCAUUUCAGUCGAGUCAAUACCUCGAGACGACACGAUCUUCUUCAAGGACUCGACGUUCUUCACGCAUCACACCCUUGCCGAUCUUCCCUCCAAGGAGCAGAUCAUUGCGGCUGCUCUUCCUGGUUACAGCAAUGCCGUUUCCCUGUUCCCCUCGUUGUCGCUUGCGGUCAAGCGUAUCAGGGGAAUGGCGUACGGGGAGUGUCUGGCAGAGCCACAAAGUUUGUGGGCGCUGCGCCGGUUCGUGCCCGAGGUGCGCGUGCCUGAGGUGUACGGGUGGCGGCGCGAGGAACACGCCACAUACCUGUUCAUGGAGCUCAUCGAUGGGGUCACACUUCUAGAGAGGUGGCCAUCGCUCCAAGAGCACGAGAAGACCGCCAUAUGUACGGAGCUGGGCAUGAUGGUUCGUGCUCUCCAGCGCACAAAGCGUCCUUCCGGAGACAAGUUCAUCGGUACCAUCAGUGGACAGGUCUCCGCCGACAGGAUGAUUCAUGGCCGCAAGGAAAAGGCGUUUCCGGACGCUCGCACGUUCUACGAAUUCUUCAUGCAAGUACUCGAGAAAGAUCGAGAGAAGGCCUACCAGAUCGGCAUGCCCCGGCUCGAUGAUGACGCUCCAGUCGUGUUCACGCACGGAGACCUGUACUUUAGUAACAUCAUGGUCUCACGCACUGAGGCCCGGGUCAUGGCAAUCAUCGAUUGGGAACAGGCGGGCUGGAUGCCGCAGUUUUGGGAGCAUGCGAAGGUUCGGCUACUGAUGAUGUGGCAGGACAAUGCUGUGGCGGAUGACAUGUUGAAGUACUUUCCGUCUGUUGUUGAUGAAAUCAACGAGGACGUGUUCAAGGCAUUCGUGUACUAUGUGGAUGCAUGGGGCAAUUAUUGA
Laetiporus sulphureus 93-53 is the source of this 894-nucleotide messenger RNA. Its product is annotated as kinase-like protein. The record is from RefSeq and is a predicted model, not a curated record. The transcript is spliced from 2 exons. Lineage: Eukaryota; Fungi; Basidiomycota; Agaricomycetes; Polyporales; Laetiporaceae. The coding region runs from base 1 to 894 and encodes 297 amino acids.